AUGGCGGAGGCGAAUAUUUCGGUGGAAGAGGAGCAGUUCUGCUGCUCAAUCUGUCUGGAUCUGCUGAACAAUCCAGUCACCAUUCCAUGUGGACACAGCUACUGCAAACCCUGCAUCACACACUUCUGGGAUCAGAAGGAUAUGAGGGAAUGUCAUUGUCCUCAGUGCAGGAAAACCUUCACCGUCAGGCCCGAGCUGAACCGAAACACGGUUCUGGCUGAACUGGUGGAGAAACUCAGAAACACUGGAUUCCAGCCGUCAGGUUCGAGAACCUCAAACUUCGCUCCAUCAGAAGGGGUCAUGUGUGAUGCCUGCAGUUCUGAAAAACGACCAGCUGUCGCGUCCUGCCUGGUGUGUCUGGCUUCGUAUUGUGAUGUUCACGUUAAACCACAUUAUGAAUCUCCAGCUUUUAAAAAGCACAAACUGGUUGCAGCAUGCAGGUGUUUACAGGAGAAGAUCUGCUCUGCUCAUGAUCGACUGUUUGAGUUUUACUGCCGGACAGAUCAGAUGUGUGUUUGUUGCCUUUGCACCAUGAACGACCAUAAAAAUCACGACACGGUGCCAGCAGAGAGUGCAAGAGCUGAGAAAGCAGAGGAGCUUUUUAGACUGGACACAACAUUAAAUCAGAUGAUCGAGCAGAGAGAAAAAGAGUCUGGAAAUUUAAGAAAAGCAGUUCAUUGUACCAAGCGUAAAGCACACACAGCUAGUGAUGAGAUCAAGCAGAUUUUUGCUGAUCUGCUGAUCUCUGUCCAAAAGAUGCGCACUCAAGUGCUGGAACAGCUGGAAUCCCAGAAGGAGAGCGAGCUAAAACAAGCUCAACGACUGCUGGAGAAAAUUGAAGUGGAGAUUACUGAUCUUAAAAAGACCAGUACUGAGCUUGAGAGGAUGCUAAAGACUGAUGACCACAUUGAUUUUCUUCAGAGUUGCCUGUCUUUGAAUUAUCCAUCCGAGCUUCAAGCUGUGUCCGUCUUCCCCCAUGGAGCCUCAUUCGAGUGUGUCGUUCAGUCUCUCUCAAAACUACAGAAGAGCCUGAAGGACGUCUGCAGUACCGAGAUAAAAAACAUAUCAGAAACAAGUGAGACUCAUAGUAAAUCUGCACCAAUAAUAUCACUGUUACUGUUAAUUUUUUAUGUUUUGGUAGUUAAGGACGCCCGUAUCUCUCGGAGCAAGAAGGCCAGGAAAAAAACACCAAAACCAGCAACACAACCUGUUUCCAUCCCAGAACCAAAGAUAAGGGAGGAUUUUUUACAAUAUGCCUGCUUCCUUACUUUGUCUGCACCGAACCACCCAAAUCUGAGUGUGUGUGAAGGAAACAGGGCAGUUGAAUGUGUUGCUCUGGCAACGUCGGUGAACACUUGGCCUCAGGUGCUGUGCCGAGAACGUCUGACAGGGCGCAGUUACUGGGAGGUAGAGUGGAGCGGCAAGGGCGUAUUCACAAUCGGCAUUUCUCAGGCGCCAGUUCUGGAGAAUGGGUUUGGUGGAGACGAUCAAUCCUGGGCUCUGGACUGCUUCCAGCUGUCUUAUGUGUUUCGUCACGCGGGUGAAAGCGUCCCCGUUGUGGCCCCCAAGUUGGUCAACAGGGUGGGGAUUUAUUUGGAUUACAGGGGAGGAACCUUGUCUUUUUACAGCGUCACCGACACCAUGACUUUGCUCCACAGGGUCCGUGCUGACUUUACUCGGCCGCUUUACCCCGGCUUUGCACUCUGGGCGUAUGGCUGGCAAAGCAACACUUUUUCGCAUUUUUUUAACAAGCAGAGUUUUCACUCUACUGUUGAAUCUGUGUCUGUCAGACUAGUAAAUAUGUGGCAUAGGCACUAAGGAUGGUUGUGUGACUGGUGGUCGCCAAACACCAUGACAAAUCACGGAUCAGUAUGGCCAAACAGGCAUGCCAU
Trichomycterus rosablanca is the source of this 1892-nucleotide messenger RNA. RefSeq names its product E3 ubiquitin/ISG15 ligase TRIM25-like. The transcript has 8 exons. The coding region runs from base 1 to 1818 and encodes 605 amino acids. Gene Ontology annotation, molecular function: protein binding; zinc ion binding. The record is from RefSeq and is a predicted model, not a curated record. NCBI's taxonomy places the organism in Eukaryota, Metazoa, Chordata, Actinopteri, Siluriformes, Trichomycteridae.